UGUUGACAAUUAUUUCCGAGUGACAGUUCUUGAUAAUUAUUUUGGAGUGACUUUUUAUUCGCGUCAAUUUCGUGCGUGAUAUUUAUAACUGUAAAAUAAUGGAAAUUUCGAGCGACGAUGAAGUGAGUAGUACCCCACCUAACUUGACAGAUGCGGCCAAUUCAGUAAUUUCAAAUCUUUCACCGGAGAAAUCGAGGCGCAAAUAUGAAAAUGCAUAUCAGCAAUUUAAAGAGUGGUGUGAAGCAAAUGAAGCCAGAAAAAUAUCCGAAAAUGUGCUGUUGGCAUAUUUUGCAGAGAAUUCUAAGAAGCUGAAGUCUUCUACGGUAUGGGCAAUAUAUUCUAUGUUGAAAGCAAAACUGAAUGUUAAAGAAAACGUUGAUUUUGAGAAAUUUACCAAGUUGGUUCCAUAUUUGAAAAAAUUGUCAGUUGGAAACCAUCCUAAGAAGUCUAAGGGGUUGACUAGAGAGGAAGUUGAUCAAUUCAUAAGGAAGUCAGAUGAUGAAACCUAUUUGUUGGUUAAGGUUGUUUUAAGGCCCGGUGCACACAUCCGACUUCUGCAGCAACGACGCCGUUGCGGUGUCGAACCUAUUCAAUGCACACUACAUACUACACCGGCGUGGUUGCGGAGCCGGAUCAAUUCACACUGCCAGUGUGUGUGUGUGUGUGUGUGCGAUCGGCGCUCGAUAUUAGUUAUAAUGGACGACCAUCGCAAAAAAUUUUUUUUGCUUACCUUGUUUACAAGAAGUACAUUUGUAAACAAAACAGGCGUUAUUGGGUUCACCCCUACACGGACUUGAGACUUAUCAGGGGUAGAUUUCAUACUUCUUUCGGAGAUUUAAGAGAAAACCCUGAUAAGUUCUAUAACUACUACAGAAUGUCUGUGAAAUCAUUUGACGAGCUUGCAGCGAAGAUAACACCAAAAAUCAGAUUUCAAGACACAUGGAUUAUUUCUUCAAUGAAGAGCUCGAUAUCCAAUUCCCUCUCUGCCAUUGUGUGAACUCAAGACAAAAGUCGUAUGUGUGCGCAGGUCAAUAUAGAUUACUGGAUUAUUUCUUCAAUCAAUAUAGAAAAGAGUACUGAGAGAUCGCAUGUACGACUGCGGCCCAGUUGCGGCCUAGAGGGACAUGCUACGAAAAAACGACCGCAUGAUGGCAGUACCGACGUCGCAACGGCACGGCGGGUAGUGUGCAUGCUCCCAUUUGAUUCUUUGUACCACAGGCCGCAAGUACGACACCACAACGACGUCGUGACUGCAAACGUCGGAUGUGUGCAGCGGGGCUUACGACGCCGCAACGACACGGCUGGUAGUGUGCAUGCUCCCAUUUGAUUCUUUGUACCACAGGCCGCAAGUACGACACCGCAACGGCGUCGUGACUGCAGAGGUCGGAUGUGUGCACCGGGGCUAAUACUGGGUAUUUCGGGUGCUUGCCGCCGUGAGGAACUCACUAAAAUGACGGUCGAUGACAGAAGAUAAAAAUUCCAUUUUGAUUGUUAAAGUACCCGAUACAAAAACGAAUAUACAACGAAUUUUUACAGUUUCAAAUUUAGAUUAUAUUAUAUUACCGAAAAUAUGCGGUUCUUCGUCCAAGUUAUGCUACCAGUCGAUGAUUGUUUUUGAAGUAUCAAAAUAAGAGAUAUUUUAACCAAGAUGUUGAAAUAAAUAGUAUUGGAAAGAUGCCUAUAAUAGCAAAACACCUAAAAUAACCAAAUCCUGAUGCCUACACGGGCCAUUGUUUUCGGAGAACAUCAGCCACACUCCUUGCUAAUACGUGUUUUGAAGCGACAUGGAGGUUGGAAUUUUUCGACUGUUGCCGAAGGAUAAAAUUCAAAUAUCAAAUAAAAUUUUAGACUGUGAAAUUUCAGAAUCAAGUGCUGUCACCUCUAAGGCAGUUGCUUGCAAAUCAAAAAUGGAUAGUCUUCCAACUCCCAAAACUACGAUAUCACGAGCUGAGUUAUCUGGUUUAGGAAUAAAUAUUGGUUCGUGCACUGGCUGCACCAUUAAUGUUAACAUUGUAAAUAAUAAAUAAAAUUAGGUAGUGUUAAAUAUUCUCACAAUUGGAAAGCCUUAAUUAUUGUUAUACAUUAAUAAAUAAGGGAGAGGGAGGCACAUGUGGACAUUUUUCAUAUUAUUGGAAUUUUAUCUGUGAAAAAAUGAUUCCAUUCAAUUAUUAUUUUAACCUUCAACUAAGAACAUGUGUUAUGCCAUUUAUACUGAAAUUUAAAUAUUUUAUCUUUAAAAUCUUUUCCAGCUACAA
Harmonia axyridis is the source of this 2255-nucleotide messenger RNA. Its product is annotated as probable E3 SUMO-protein ligase RNF212. Gene Ontology annotation, biological process: reciprocal meiotic recombination; homologous chromosome pairing at meiosis; protein sumoylation. Gene Ontology annotation, molecular function: SUMO transferase activity. Bases 99 to 797 code for a protein of 232 amino acids. Lineage: Eukaryota; Metazoa; Arthropoda; Insecta; Coleoptera; Coccinellidae. The record is from RefSeq and is a predicted model, not a curated record. Gene Ontology annotation, cellular component: synaptonemal complex. The transcript is spliced from 2 exons.